Messenger RNA from Linum tenue, 1833 nucleotides. NCBI's taxonomy places the organism in Eukaryota, Viridiplantae, Streptophyta, Magnoliopsida, Malpighiales, Linaceae. The record is from the annotation of a GenBank genome assembly.
AAUCAGGGCAAAACUGAAGCUUCAGCAUAUAUUUCUCUUCUUCAAUUCAGAAGUCAUUUCUUGGCGGCGUGCUUCUUAUCACGAGUAAGGGAGGAGAGGCGUGCUCCUUCCCUCAUCCUUCUUGCCUUUGUGCCAUUCCCCUCCCGCCCAAAAAACAAUGGCAGCCUGGAGUCGGACAAAGAAGCAAAAGAUAGACUUAGAACUUUAACUAGAGAGGGAACUACAACGUUUUUCUCCUUCAAAUUUCUCAUCUUUUUUCGAUCUUUCACUUCUUCAGAAGAUGCAUAUUAUUCAAAGUCCCAGGCUUUCGCUCUCAAAUCACUAUCCCUUGCCUCUCUGUUCAUUUAAGUCUCCUCACACUUACAUUCCCUCGUUCUCCCCGGCUGCAAAAGUCAUCUCCAUAUCCGGGUUCUCCAAUUCAUUAAAAAGGGUGCCCAAAUCACAAUCUGCUCCGAGAAGAAAUAGCAGUAGUGGGUUAAUGGAUUUGCAGUGUUGCAGGGCACUGGUUGGCGAAGAAACCAGAGAUGAUGCAUUUUACAUUAGGAGGUGUGUGGAGAUUGCUAGGAAGGCAAUUGGAUGCACGACCCCGAAUCCAAUGGUGGGUUGUGUAAUCGUCAAGGAUGGCCAAAUCGUUGGAGAAGGGUUCCACCCUAAAGCUGGCCAGCCGCACGCUGAGGUAUUUGCUCUUAGAGAUGCUGGGGAAUUGGCUGAGAAUGCGACAGCUUAUGUUAGUUUGGAGCCGUGUAAUCACUAUGGAAGAACUCCACCAUGCACUGAAGCUCUUAUCAAUGCCAAAGUGAAGAAGGUGGUUGUUGGGAUGGUGGAUCCAAACCCAAUUGUGGCUUCUAAAGGGUUGGAUAAAUUGAGAGGUGUAGGGAUAGAUGUUACAGUAGGUGUGGAACAGGAACUAUGCAAGAGGCUCAACGAGGCUUACAUCCAUAAGAUGCUCACAGGGAAUCCUUUUCUCACAAUUAGAUACUCCAUAUCUCUAAAUGGUAAUAUUUUGGACCGACUUGGAGAAGGAGCUGUAGAACGUGGGGGAUACUACUCCCGGUUGUUACAGGAAUAUGAUGGUGUAGUGCUUUCUGCUUCUUCAACCGCCAACGAGCUGUCCCUUCCUAUUUCUCAAGAAUCGGGUGCUAAUCAACCCCUUUGGAUAAUCACUGCAACUUCCCCGUAUCAAGUUCUUGUUCCUCCAGUGGCUGCUGGACAAUCUGAUUCUAGAGUGAUUGUCUUUGCAGACAAAGAGUGCAGUGUAGAAAGUAGUCAGAGAGGGAUCGAGACCGUGGUAUUGGAUCACAUAAAUCUGAAUGCUAUAUUAGAGUACUGUAAGCAGCAGGGUCUGUGCAGUGUUCUGCUGGAUUUGAGGGGAACUUUUUCUGGGCUGGAGAAGCUUGUCAAGGAAGCUAUGGAGCACAAGAUGUUGCAGAAGAUUAUAGUUGAAGUACUGCCAGUAUGGGAGGGAGAAGUUGAUGCAGGUUCUGUUGCUGCAUUGAAGACCAUGGGGAGACACAUAGACCUGAAGAAUGUACAGGCCAGUAGCUCAGAUAGAAGCAUUGUACUUGAGGGUUACUUUUAGUGCAAGUUGUCAAGUUCUGUGACAACAGAUCCUUGUAACCCACCAAGGAAGUUAUCAACCUUUUGUUCCUCUAUUGACUUAAAAUAAGUGAACAAUCAUGAGUAGUUCUAAUCACAACUUCCGAAUUGAAUUCACUUGCUUGACUCUGAGGUGGAAGUUUCAUUUGAAUUUUGGCAAAUGUGGGAAUCCUUAGAGGGUUUCUUGCUAUGAGAUGCUGCAGUAUCAGAAGGGAAUAAUUAUUUGUAAAACCAGAC